AUGGAACAUCUGAAACUCCCCUAUCUCGAGGGCUUCUCGGUCACGAACUUUGGCAACAAGUACGACUCCAGCGUUUCGUUUCAGAAUUUUCCAGGAAAGGUAGGCUGGGCUGUCACUACUGCCUCUGGCGAGCUCAAAGAAGAAGAAGUAGACGGGGUGUCUAGGAAGCCUGAACUGGAGUUCAAAGAACUGAUGCAGUCAUGGCUUUUCUUUGGUCUAAUUACCGCUGUGGUCUAUGAUGAUAACAACAUCGACAAGUGGGAGCUUGUUGCAUCUGACUUUGACCCAGACGACAAAGGAACACUCACUACAAGGGAAUUGCCAAGAAUACUGGAAGAUUGGCGAAAGAGGGAGAUCUCGCAAGAUGGGAAGCCGGGCCAGAAGAUGCGCAUGAUACGGGCACAACUCGCAUUAGAUCUGGCUCGAAAGGUGGUCAACACGUACUGUUCGGCUGACAGCCCGAAGCGCGCAGCAAGACUUCUCGACAGUAAGGUGGCACUAUCUUUGAUGGUAAUAGGGGAAACUCUCAGUAUCGCAAAAGCUCGGAUCAUCGCGCAAAUCGGAUUCAGCGUGCGCGGGUGGUAUGGCGAUGCGACCAUCGGUUGGGGCAUCCCACAAAAGGUGGUAAUCGCGAUGCACAAUGAAGGAUGGUGUCCAAGGACCGUUCAAUUGCUCAAGUCUCAAUUACGCAACAAUGCUUCGGCUUUCCUGACAGCCUAUGCGUCACACGGGCGCGGUCAUUUCAAGGGACAUUCCAGAUGUGUAAAGGACCAACCUUGCAAAGUCAAUCCUUUACGGGACCAGGAUGUAUACAUCAAGAGGAUGAUCAAGAGUUGGGCGAUAGACCCAGAGGAAUUACCUGUCAUCGGCGAAGUCACCAAAUGCUUGAUCAUCAAUCGCGGCGACAUACCUCUUGUUAGAUUCAAGAAAAAUGCGCCAAAUGAAGAGCCGGUCUUGGAAUUGACAGAUGCGUCUCACGAACCAGACUAUGCCACCAUCUCUCAUGUUUGGGCUGACGGGUAUGGAAACAGCACAAGUAAUGCGCUGUAUCGUUGUCAGAUUGUAUACUUUCGGAGACUCCUGGAGGAAGCGCAGGUGCAUCGAGCGAGAUACCGACGAGGUAAUCACAAGAACAAACCUGCGCCCCUCGCCUUCUGGAUGGACACGCUGCUCAUCCCCGUAGGCAGCGAAGAAGGUCAGAAAGCAGCGAGAAAGAAAGCAAUCCACCAGAUCUAUACUGUAUUCUCAGGUGCUAAAUACACUAUCGUUGUCGACAAUGGCCUCAGCGGCAUGUCCUGGGACAAUCAGGACUACACGACUACAGCAAUGAGGAUCCUUGCGAGUGGUUGGAUGAGAAGACUUUGGACCUUACAGGAAGCUUACCUUAGUCGUAAGCUGUUGUUUGCCUUCAAACACUUGGAUGAAGACGACGACGAGAGCAAAUGCCCGCCGCUAAUUGACCUCGAUGAGAUAGAGGCAUGGUAUCACGAAGGUAGCCCGUCACUCGUAUCUGAUUUGCCUGCCCUGGCCCGAAGUUAUUACAACAACCUACUUGGGCCUGACCGGAACGCGAGGAACAACAAAGACAUAACAACUAACGGGAUGAGUCUUAUUGCGAGUGUAUGGCGAGCAGCGCAGUGGAGAAAUACAUCUCACAAUGAGCACGAAACGUUAGCUCUUGCUACACUCCUUAAUCUGGAUCUCAGCAACAAAUCAUUCGGGACAGCCAACCUUAUGAAGCCAGGCAAUAACACCAAUCUAGAGCUCGAUACCAUGAUGAAAGACUUCUGGUUAUCACUUGACGAGAGUUCACCUGUUGCCCUGUCGAGGAAAGCGGCCGUCCUCUCGCCAGAGUAUGGCCUGCAAGUAGAAUUCCCGGGAUUCCUUCUUCACUGCGAGGAUAGAGAUGCAAUCCUUGGUCACCAAACGAAUGGGACGGGGUUUCGGUUCCCGUGUGACAACUCACUGACCGAAUAUUAUCGCGUUACCUGGGACGAAACGGAAGAAUACAGCAAGCAAAGAGGUAUCAUCGGCGAACAGCGCAGCGAGGACCUGGCCAUAAUACUCUGUCGACCAAGACCUGGCCAAUUUCCCGAGAUUGGUCUGCUUGUCGAGAUUCAUACAACCAAACAGGAGAAAAGGGAUCUCGGCCAAGACAGCGUCCGGAGGGUGUUCGCAGUCUACAUGCGCCGACGUGUCAAGGUCAGGCGCGAGACUGGCGAUUUGAACUUGGCGACCAAGGUCAAAGAGAUCAUGAAUCGCGCCCACGAGGAACAGUCGAGAAUUAUCUGCGGCGAAAUCCUUAACGAAGACCAGAAAUGGAUCGUUGACUGCAGGAUCGACUCAGCUAAGAAGAUGUCGAAAGAGCAAGUAGCAACUAGAUCGGCUACUCCUGUGCGAUCAACACGACCUUCUGUACCAGCCAAACGAUCCGCAGUCAUGGGGAUAAGAAGCCCGCAAGACAGGGGGGCUGGAUCCGGACCUGAUCGUGCAUCUCCAGUCUCGUCUUCUCAUGCACGACAUGCUGAACAGCCCUUCACUGGGAAUGUAACAGACAGGGUGGACAGCGUGCAAAACCCAAGCCUACAAAGCGAAUCCAUGGAAAUGUUAAACUUUGGGAGGUAG
This is a messenger RNA of Alternaria arbusti, 2625 nucleotides long. RefSeq lists its product as uncharacterized. Lineage: Eukaryota; Fungi; Ascomycota; Dothideomycetes; Pleosporales; Pleosporaceae. The coding region runs from base 1 to 2625 and encodes 874 amino acids. The record is from RefSeq and is a predicted model, not a curated record. The transcript is spliced from 6 exons.